Molecule: messenger RNA, 378 nt
Organism: Ramularia collo-cygni
Lineage: Eukaryota; Fungi; Ascomycota; Dothideomycetes; Mycosphaerellales; Mycosphaerellaceae
Exons: 1
Coding region: 1-378 (125 amino acids)
Source: RefSeq, a predicted model, not a curated record
AUGCCACCAAAUACCACCCCAGUCCGCCCUCUGCAGCAACUCCUCACGCCCUCUCGCCCCGAGCGAGUCCGGCCCAACAGGGAAAUGCGCCCGCAAGACAUCAUCGCCCGCUCCGACCUGGCCAGGAUCAUUGAAGAAGAAGUAGCAUUCGCCCAGCGCGAAAUCGUGGCUCGAAUCGACUACAUCCUGAAGGAACUCCUGACCGAAACCGAUCCCACACGUCGCAAAGAGGGAUUGGAGCUCCUCAAUCGCUUGCAGAUGGAUGACUUGGAGGAUUCCAACCGCAAGAUCCUGGCCUAUCGCGUCGAGUUGACGCAGCGGAAUCGCGCGUUGGCGCAGUAUGAGAGGGAGUAUCAGCAGGAUUGUGCGAGGGGAUGA